AACUGAGGAGACACUAUGGCAGCAGCCAAAAGGGUAGUAGUGUACCGAAAUGGGGACCCCUUCUUCCCAGGCCGCCAGCUGGUGGUAACCCAACGCCGUUUCCCCACCAUGGAAGCCUUCCUUUAUGAGGUGACAUCAGCUGUGCAGGCCCCACUGGCUGUACGUGCCCUCUACACACCUGGUGAUGGCCACCAUGUCACUGACCUGGCAGACCUGCAGAAUGGAGGGCAGUAUGUGGCUGCUGGCUUUGAACGAUUUCACAAGCUCCACUAUUUACUCCCUAGAGGGAAGGAUCCAGGUGGGAAGAGCAGCAGACUACAAGACUCUUCCAUGACUCACCAGCAGCGUGAUGGGGCCCUUGGACAGUGGCUGCCUGCAGGUGCCCCCUGCUAUAUCCAUGUGUUCAGGAAUGGGGACCUGCUAAGUCCCCCAUUCAGUCUGAAACUGUCCCAAGCUGCUAUUCGGGACUGGGAAACUGUGUUGAAGCUCCUGACUGAGAAAGUCAAGUUAAAGACUGGGGCUGUGCGCAAACUCUGCACCCUGGAGGGGCUCCCGCUGUCAGCAGGAGAGGCUCUGGUGAGUGGCCAUUACUAUGUGGCUGUUGGAGAGGAUGACUUCAAAGGCCUCCCCUAUCUGGAGCUGCUGGUGCCCAGCCCCUCCCUGCCCAGGGGCUGUUGGUAUGUAUGUGGGAGGUGUAGGGUCACAGGCCGCGGAGAGACCUCUGGUCUGCAUGCCCUGACUCCCUGUCAUCCUCUGCUCACUACAAGCCUUUCCUCCUGUCAUUGUAGGUACCCCCCAGACCAGAAAUACAGACCUCGAAGGCAGGGGGCCCAGGACCGCAUGGCACAGGCAAGCCAGCCCUCUCCAAAGGAGCCAGAACGAAUUGAGCCAUCUGCUUUCUAUGCCAGACCCCAGCAGGGCAUUCAGCCAAGAAGCAAGCCCCCUACUCUAUCAUUUCCAUCAGGAAGUAAGGGAGUGUACAGGGCUCCCCAUCCAAGGAGGGAGAUGGCAGGAGCCCAGGAAGUGGCAUACAGUGAAGACACCUGGACAGAGGAGCCCUUGGAUGAGAGGACGAAACCGAGGCUCCCACAGGAUUGUCUCAUUCCUUUCAGGGGAGGAUCCUAUGAACCAAACCGGAAGUGGCCUGAAAGUCUUUUCCGGUUCCACUCACGUUGCCACUCUUCGAGUGUCAUCGCCGGGAUGAAGCCGAUACUGCUGCAAGGCCAUGAGCGGUCCAUUACGCAGAUUAAGUAUAACCGCGAGGGAGACCUCCUCUUCACCGUGGCCAAAGACCCUAUUGUUAAUGUAUGGUACUCUGUAAAUGGUGAGAGGCUGGGCACAUACAUGGGCCAUACUGGAGCUGUGUGGUGUGUGGAUGCUGACUGGGACACCAAGCAUGUCCUCACUGGCUCAGCUGACAACAGCUGUCGUCUCUGGGACUGUGAAACAGGGAAGCAGCUGGCCCUCCUCAAGACCAAUUCAGCUGUCCGGACCUGCGGUUUUGACUUUGGGGGCAACAUCAUCAUGUUUUCCACGGACAAGCAGAUGGGCUACCAGUGCUUUGUGAGCUUCUUUGACCUGCGGGAUCCGAGCCAGAUUGACAGUAAUGAACCCUACAUGAAGAUCCCUUGCAAUGACUCCAAGAUCACCAGUGCUGUGUGGGGGCCCCUAGGAGAAUGCAUCAUUGCAGGCCACGAGAGUGGAGAGCUCAACCAGUAUAGUGCCAAGUCUGGAGAGGUAUUGGUGAACGUUAAGGAGCACUCCCGGCAGAUCAAUGACAUCCAGUUAUCCAGAGACAUGACCAUGUUUGUCACCGCAUCCAAGGACAACACAGCCAAGCUCUUUGACUCCACAUCCCUGAAACAUCAGAAGACUUUCCGGACAGAACGUCCCGUCAACUCAGCCGCCCUUUCUCCCAACUAUGACCAUGUGGUACUGGGCGGUGGUCAGGAAGCCAUGGAUGUAACCACUACCUCCACCAGGAUUGGCAAGUUUGAGGCCAGGUUCUUUCAUUUGGCCUUUGAAGAAGAGUUUGGAAGAGUCAAGGGCCAUUUUGGACCUAUUAACAGUGUUGCCUUCCAUCCUGAUGGCAAGAGUUACAGCAGCGGUGGUGAAGAUGGUUAUGUCCGUAUCCACUACUUCGACCCACAGUACUUCGAAUUUGAGUUUGAGGCUUAAGAAGCUGAAUCUCCAUCCAGGCCAGGGAGACUGCUUGUGGAAAGUUUUGGACUCUUAGAAAUAAAUUAGUUUGGGCAGUGAGUUUAGCUUAGUGGUUCUGCAGCCUGCCUUGCAAGAGCAAGGACCCAACUUCAAUCCCCGGUACCAAAAAAACAAAAACUAAAUAAAUAAAUUAGUUUGGUAAUAAAUGGUUUUCUGGGAAGACAUUUCA
Molecule: messenger RNA, 2389 nt
Organism: Heterocephalus glaber (naked mole-rat)
Lineage: Eukaryota; Metazoa; Chordata; Mammalia; Rodentia; Bathyergidae
Source: RefSeq, a predicted model, not a curated record